AUGAAAACUGAACAGGCCAUUAAGCCAUCACACAUGGGUUCUCAAAACAGGCCACCACAAAAUAAAUUUCAGGCCAAUUAUAGACAAAAUGUAAUGGGGAAAUCAACCGGAGCCAGAAAGCGAACUACUCUUCUGGAAAUGUUGCUGGCACGGGACAUACGCCAUGAAAGAAAUGUGAUUUUACAGUGUGUGAAGUACAUUUACCACAACAACUUUUUUGACUGCUCACGGGAUGGCACUAAUAAUGUGAUAAAUGAACAUUCUUCAGGAAACACCAAAGAUUUAAGCAAUACAGAGACUAAAUCUGACCUGCGAAAUGGACAAGAUGUCGAUGUUGCUAAAGAGAAGCCUAGUCCAGGCCCGUUUGUGAGGCAUUUAGAACCCUUGGAUGAUGAAAUUUGGGAGACAAAUAUUAACUGUAUCGAGACAUUUGCUGUUUAA
Staurois parvus is the source of this 441-nucleotide messenger RNA. The record is from the annotation of a GenBank genome assembly. NCBI's taxonomy places the organism in Eukaryota, Metazoa, Chordata, Amphibia, Anura, Ranidae.